UAUACUCUCAGUCUGACCCACUUGGAGUUCCCUUAUUACGAGCUGUCAGAUUAUUUACAGCCAAAAGUAGCUGUUGAAGGACCUUGAGGUUUGUUUUGAUUUCCUGUGCAAAUGUUCGUCACCCCCUGAUCUUGUUUGUACAAUGAAGGAGAGGCUCUGGGUUGUUCAGGUGUGGCACGAUCUCCUAAUGCCGUCUUCUCCAAUAUAACCCACCUGGCACGUCUGCUUUGACCCCCACCGUCCUCAUGGCCUCCAGUUACGCUACACAGUUGGACGGCUCGGCUGAGGUGAAGGAGGGCUUCCUUUGCCCGCUGUGCCUGAAAGAUCUACAGUCCUUCUAUCAGCUACAGGAUCACUAUGAAGAAGCGCACUCCGAAGACAACCGCCACGUCAGUGGCCAACUCAGGAGCCUGGUGCAGAAAGCAAAGAAAGCCAAAGACAAACUGCUGAAACGGGAUGGAGAUGAGAGGAAUGAGGGCAGCUAUGAGUCCUUUUACUAUGGAGGCGUGGAUCCCUACAUGUGGGAGCCGCAAGAGCUGGGAGCCACUCGGAGUCACUUGGAACUUUUUAAGAAACACCGAGCUGCUCGGAUUGACCAUUAUGUCAUCGAAGUCAACAAGCGCAUCAUCAGGCUGGAAAAGCUUAUUUCCUUUGAUAGAACCAAUAUGGAUGGUGGGAAGAUAAGAGCAAUGGAGAAGUCACUUGUGCCAUGGGUGAACGAUCAGGAUGUACCAUUCUGCCCUGAUUGCGGGGACAAGUUCAACAUCAGGAACCGGCGUCAUCAUUGCCGGCUCUGUGGUUCCAUCAUGUGCAAAAAGUGCAUGGAAUUUGUGCCUCUUUCUCUGGCGUAUAAGUUAACGAGCAGCACACGAGAGGCCCUGUGCGUGCCUGGCAGUCCCAGGCAGGGUGCAUCCCCUGGUGGAGGAGGCCCCACGGUGCAGCAGACCUCACGGCGCGGCUCCAUCACCAGCCUCUCCUCUGUGAGCUCCGUGCUGGAGGAGAAAGACGAGGACCGGAUUCGUUGCUGCCGUCACUGCAUGGACGCUCUGCUGCGUCACCAGCACAAACUGGAGGAGAAAGACCAUGUGCCAGACAUCGUCAAACUCUACGAGAGGUUGAGGAUGUGCAUGGAGAAAGUGGACGAGAAGGCGCCGGAGUACAUCCGCAUGGCCGAGUCGCUGAAUGCUGGUGAGACCACCUAUAAUCUAGAAACUGCUGCUGGCCUCCGGCUGGAGGUGCAGAAAUACUAUGAGCACGUCGAUGCUCUAAGUAAGAAAAUUCUAACACUUGGACUAAAAAAUGAGGUGCCACCCCAUUCAAAAGCUGUCCAGCUACAGAAGAUGGUGCGCUAUUCAGCCACGCUGUUUGUGCAGGAGAAGUUGUUGGGCCUGAUGUCUCUUCCUACGAAAGAGAAAUAUGAGGAGCUGAAAGAGAAAAGAAAAGAGGAACAGGAAAAGAAGCUCCAGCAGGAGAGACAGGCGGCCCUGGAAGCACAAAAGCGUCGACUGGAAAUAGAGAAGAACCGUGCAGCCCACAGUACCAACGGAGACGCCCUUCGGCCCGCACCAGGCCCUCGCGUGACUAAAGGCGGCGGUUGGUUGCCUUCUUCAACUUCUCGCUCAACCAGCGAACUGGAUGACCCGCUCCUGCAGCAGAUUAACAACAUCGAGUCGUUCCUCCAGCAGGCACGAGCAGCAAAUCGCACCGAUGAAACAGCCAUGCUGGAGGAGAACCUGCGACAGCUUCAGGAAGAAUUUGACGCUCAGCAGAUAAGCCGAGCCAUCGAGAUCUCGCAACGUCAAGCCCAAGAGGAGGACCUACAAAGAAGCCAGAUCCUUCAUCUCCAGCAGAGGGAGCUGGAGAGCAAAAUGUACAGAAUGGACUCCUUGGAUUUGGCGGAUUCAAAGAAUGUCCAAGAACACUGGGAGAAAGAAAGUGAGAGUGGACAGGAUUUGGAAACAAGUCCACAACACAAGACUUUGUCAAUAAACUCAUUUCCACGUUUGCCAGGCAAUUCUCCACCUUUACAGCAAGAUGAAUACACUACAACUCCCCCUGGUGGAGAGGCUUCGCUAAAUCCGUUCGAUGAAGAUGCCACGCCGAUUGAGGAAGACUCCACAAACCCUUUCUGUGAAGAGAUCCAGAGAGAGCAGCAGCAAAAAGCUGUUGGAAAACCUAAAGAAUACAACCCUUUUGAGGAAGGUGAGGACGAGGAGCAGGAAGUAGAUGCUGGGAAGAAAAAUUCUUCCAGAAACCCCUUUGAAGAUGAUCUUGAAGAUGACAAGGGUAACCCCUUCAAAGAGACAGCAGGCGAGACGCCAUCCAUUUCAACCAAUCCCUUUGAAGACGAUGAUGACAGUCCGGCACUGGACGACAUCAUUGAAGAAGAGCUGUUGCUUCAGCAGAUUGAUAACAUCCGCGCGUACAUAUUUGAUGCUAAGCUCAGCGGACGCACAGAUGAAGUGGAGCUGCUGUCCCAAAACCUGAGGGAGCUUCAGUGCACUUUACAGGAGCAGAAGAGGAAAGUGCACUGACCAUGGUCGAUUUGUGUCCCUGUUUUUCUGCCGUUGGGAUCAGGACACUGGAAGUAAAGCGACAUUUUACGUGUGGGAUGAUUUGCCAUUUGUUUCAGUCACUAGUACUGGCUCUUGGCGUGCAUCUACAACUGCAACUGACAUCUAAAGUUGGAUAAAACCAAGACAUUUAUACACAGUUUCUAAUGUUACUCAUAAAUGAACAAAUCAUUUUGGUCUCUGUUAUAUUAUAACCAAGCUAAUGUCUUUAGAGAUGUUUAUUUUAGGUCUGUUAGGCCUCAUUUAUCAAUCUCUAACUGAAGUUUGAGUAGGUGUUGUCCUAGACCAAACCGAGCUAAAAAUACUGUUAGAUUUACAACACUUUUGGUAAUGCUAAUUUUCUUCAUAGUAAUGUGCGCAUAUUGAUAAAUGCUAUUCACCUCUAAGUUACCAGAUCUGUUCACAGAACACAUGAUUUACACUUGGUGACACCCCUCCCCCCAAAAAACUAAAGGCAAAGCUCACAGGUUGCUGAAAACGACGAAAGGAUGACUAAACAGCAAGAGCUCCUAAGAGCAGAGUAAGCUAAAUCUACCAAUAAUGCAGCUCAGCCACUGCAGUGCACGUAUUAAGGCCUGUUGUAUACUCCGCACAUGCAAUGGCACACAGGGUGUUCCUGGACUACUCAUGUACUAUGUGUAUGUCCAAAAUAUGUACAGUGACACAUUGUUCCACACUUUAGCAAUAUAGCUGGUAUACAGUACUGGUUAAAAGUUUAGACACACCUUAGAAGUCAAGCCAAGAAGCAUUUGUUUGUUACAUGUACACUCAAGCACAGACUUAAAGGGGAACUGAAGUCAUUUUAAAACUUGCUUUAUUUCUUAACGUGUUUAUUCAGUUACAUUUUCGGUUUCAGUAACCUUAUAUCGUGACUCGUAUUGGCAACUAAUUGCAAUUAAAUAUUAUACUUAUCGGCGUGUUCGGUUUUUAGCCAUGUUGAAUUUAGUUCAUUUGGUCCACGGCAGGCGUCGCUUAUCCGCGCGAUCUUCAUGAGACUUGUGUGAAACUUCGAAACAUGAAGUGUCAGCGCUGCCAUUUUGAAAACUGUUUUCCCAACAAAAUAUUGCACAAAAACGAGUUUAAACAACAAUUACUGCCUACUUUUUUUCAAACUUUCCUGAUUGCUAACAAAACGAACAAAACUAUCGGUUUGAUUGCAUCAGCAUUCGAAAGAGGGCGCGCGCGUCUUUUGACAACGUUGGCAGAUGUUGUUCACUUUGAUUUCCGCUAUACGUUUUACUUCCGUCCUACGAUGUCUCGCACAGGUCUCAACGAAUCUCGUUUAUGGCCAUUGCUUUGACAUAUGGACUGAUAUCUUAUCAUCUCUAGCCGCUUUAUCCUUCUACAGGGUCGCAGGCAAGCUGGAGCCUAUCCCAGCUGACUACGGGCGAAAGGCGGGGUACACCCUGGACAAGUCGCCAGGUCAUCACAGGGCCGACACAUAGACACAGACAACCAUUCACACUCACAUUCACACCUACGGUCAAUUUAGAGUCACCAGUUAACCUAACUUGCAUGUCUUUGGACUGUGGGGGAAACCGGAGCACCCGGAGGAAACCCACGCGGACACGGGGAGAACAUGCAAACUCCACACAGAAAGGCCCUCGCCGGCCCCGGGGCUUGAACCCAGGACCUUCUUGCUGUGAGGCGACAGCGCUAACCACUACACCACUGUGCCGCCUGGACUGAUAUAUUACAGAGCAUAUUUCAAACACUCAUAACCUGCUAUAGCACUGACAAAAUAGCUAUCAAAAAUGCAUUCCGAUAUUUAAUAAAAUGAGAGAAAUUGAUAAAUUUGCCUUCAGUUCUUUAAGCACACAAUGAAACAACCUCUGCAUUUAACCCAUCUGAAGCAAUGAGCGCGUGCGCACACACCCAGAGCAGUGGGCAGCUAUGUUAUAGCGCCUGGGGAUCAGCUGUGGGUUAGGUGCCCUUGCUCAAGGGCACUUCAGCCCAACCACAGGCCAUGGCUGCCCUAUGUUAACCUAACUGCAUGUCUUUGAACUGUGGGAGAAACCCACACAAACACGAGAACAUGCAAACUCCAUACAGAAAGGCCCCCGUCGGCCACUGGGCUUGAACCCAGAACCUUCUUGCUCUGUGCUAACCACUACACCACCGUGCCACCCUCAAAAACCUACUCCGUUCUGCAUUUUGAGUAUUUUGAGAAGCCAUAAAAACUAUGAAAUAAGUAGCCAGCGUUUACCUUCAUGACGCUUUGCACACUAUUGGCGUUAUCUUAACCAGCUUCAUGAGGUAGACACCUGGAAUGCUUUUCAAUUAACAGAUGUGCCUCGUCAAAAGUUAAUUAGUGCAAUUUCCUGCCGCCUUAAUGUGUUUUGAGAUCAAAUAGCAAAUAAUAAAGAUGUAGUAAAUGGCCUUAUUCGACACAACCGUAAUAAUCCAUAUUAUAUCAAGAACCGCUCAACUCGGUAAAGAGAAACGACAUCUAUCAUUACUUUAAGACAUGAAGCGUCUUAAUUCACUUAAUUAGAAGGUGUGUCCAAACUUUUGACUGGUACUGUAUGUGAACAUUAAUCCCAGGAGCAUCAGAAUUGUAGAAGAAUGCAUUUCUGUAAAUAGGAGCCAUUUUAAAUCUCCGUUCUGCUGCCACCUUUAUGUUGGUGCCCUGUUGCAGAUCAGCUUAUGGCUCCACAACAUGUGUAAGGUAUGUUGUGUACUUGCAGACGCAUUUGCGUACUCCGGUAAAGUAUGUAACAGGCUUAACUCCUCCUUUUACAGGACUUUUAUCUGAAUUGAAGAGCUAGUCUAAUUUGUCUUAAAUCCAAAACAAAUCCAUAAAUUAUGUCAAAUUAUGUCAGUGAAAUGACCAAGUUUCACAAAACUGUCAUUAAAUUAGUGUGGAUUUGAACUAAAUAAGCAGUUUUUACCAGUGUAAUUCCUGUAUAAAAUUAUGCAAUUUAAAGCCCACAGGAUACAAACCUUUUCCUGAAUGACCUAGAUGUUCAUGAAUUUUUCGCAAGUGCUCCUGCAAAAGACUUCACAGGCACUUUAAGUGUAAUGAGUCUCAUUUAUCAUGUGAGCCAAACCAACAAAUCUAUUUUCUAACACACACAAUGUUCACCACGAGGAAAGUUAAGACUGAUAUCAGGUUUCCUCAUGAUAUAUAUUGUCUAAGUAAUAUAUUUAAUGGAAACUCAAUGACUUUCCAAUAUUCUCGUCAUAACACUAUCAUCAUGAUGUCAGAAAUGUUGCUUUGUUCAAGGGCUGCACAACAUGUCCAGAAUACCAUCAUGAUUCUCGUGAUUCAUCCAAUCACAAAAACGCUCAUGUAGAACACGUGAUCAUCGGUCAAGAUUUAUUUAUUGAUCCAUUGUCUCAUUUGUACGGCGGUGCAUUGCUGCUACACAGGGAGUUGAUGUAGUUUUGAAAGAGAAAUGUUGUCCCAUUCUUGCCUGAAAAACAAUUUCAGUUGCUCAACAGUUUAUGGUCUCAUUUGUCGUAUUUUGCGCUUCAUAAUGCGCCAAAUGGGAGACAGGUCUGGAUUGCAGGCAGGCCAGUUUAGCACCUGGACUCUUUUUUUUUUUUUUUUUUUUUUACUACAGAGCCAUGUGGUUUGGCAUUGUCUUACUGAAAGAAGGAAGGCCUUCUCUGAAAGAGAGUUUGUCUGGAUGGCAGCAUAUUGCUUUGAAACAUGCAUACAUCAUUCAGCAUUAAUGAUGCCUUCCCAGAUGUACAAAAAUCUCAUUUUUUGAAGAAAAAUCUCAUCAGCAUCUCAUUAUGAAAAAAAUCUUAUUACAGGAAAACAUUUGUCAACUGCGCCAGUUAUCAGAAACUAUCCAUAGAGACUAUGUUGUAAAAAGAUUUGUUUUAAUAAAAUAUCUUAUAGCAAGAUGUUUUCUUGUAAUAAGAUAUUUCCUCAUAAUGUUUUUUUUUUCUUAACUAGAUUUUGAAUAGUAAAAAGAAGCUCCCCCUCACAGUAAUGAUACAUUUCUCAUAAUAAGAAGACACUGAUGGAUAUUUUUUUUUUUGUAUUUCAGUAUGAAAUUAGUUUUGUUGCAAAUGUCAGUAGCCAUUUCCUCCCAAGGAAAUCUGUACGACUUGAAUUAGAGAGGGUUAAUCAAUAGUAGUUGUGUAAACUAUAAUAUUACAAACAUCUUAUUUCAAGAUCUACUGUAUGUGCCUGCUUUUUCCUUGAAGAAUGUCAUUCGAAUGCAAAGAACCCCUUCAUGUCUGGUGUAACUGCUUGCAGAUCUUGUGUCCAGCAGUCAUGGGAAUGUGCUCCACUGGUUUAAGACUUUUUUGAUCUCAAGUCGUUUGCUGAAAUGAGCAGAAAUUUAGUUUUAUUUUCAAAAAGCAUUUUCACGUUUCAAUGUUGAAGCUUGUCAGCCGAAGUAGUGACCUUCGCGUAUUAUUUGAGUAAUGCAACUAACUGUUGUGUUGAAUGUUUUAGUAGCUUUGUAAUAGCUUUUUGACAUAUGUUCUAUGCUGCACAAUUCUCCAGUCUCUUCUUCAAUGCCAGUGUUGGAUGCGUGUUUAAAUAUUUUAAUCUGCUCUUUCGUUACAAAAUGGAUAUGCUGUCUAACACUAAACCAGUUCUGCACUGAUAGGUCCAUCUUAUACACUUGAGGAGAGAAUCACAAUACAAAAGGUCCUUUGACUGUUUCAAAGGACUGUUUUAUUUAUCAUGAAUAGGCAGUAUUUCAAGUUAACUGAUUGAGUACCACUUUAAAAAAAAACUGAAGUUGGCACCCCAUAUGAUGAGAACAUGAAAAAUACUUCAUUUAAUAAUAAUGUUUUAAUAAUCCAGCACCCUAUAAACACCCAUAUGACUCCAAAUACGUCUGAUUCACUUGUGCAUGCAAAAUUAACAAAUGUGCUUCAGUAAUAGGGUGCUGAGUGAUGUCAUGUGUCAAGAAAACGUUUAAUAACUUAAUCAUGAAGUGCAUAUGGUUUUGUGUACACAAACGAAUCAGACUUGUUUGGAGUCAGUUGGGUGGUUAUGGGGUGCUGGGUCAAUAAAACAUUUAAACGGCUGAUUUAGUGACCUUUGUUUUGCAUGCACAAACAAAUCAAAAUACUUUUAUUUACACUCAUGGGAUGCCAACUUCACAGAGGUCUAAAUAAAAAAAAUGUCUGCGCAGGGCGGAAUGCAGAAUGUUUGUUUUUUUGGAGAUUUCUUUAAUUAGUCGGCAUAAAUGAUGUGCUUGUGGCUAAUGUCAGUGGAAAGUCUGGUAGCAUUUGAAUAAUGAAGCUUGUUCACGUUCAGAAUGCAAAACACUGCACUAAUAAAACUGACCAAAUAAGAA
This is a messenger RNA of Neoarius graeffei (lesser salmon catfish), 7843 nucleotides long. Its product is annotated as rabenosyn-5. The transcript has 12 exons. The coding region runs from base 246 to 2534 and encodes 762 amino acids. Lineage: Eukaryota; Metazoa; Chordata; Actinopteri; Siluriformes; Ariidae. The record is from RefSeq and is a predicted model, not a curated record. Gene Ontology annotation, molecular function: metal ion binding.